Messenger RNA from Acytostelium subglobosum LB1, 1008 nucleotides. RefSeq lists its product as hypothetical. The transcript has 4 exons. The record is from RefSeq and is a predicted model, not a curated record. NCBI's taxonomy places the organism in Eukaryota, Evosea, Eumycetozoa, Acytosteliales, Acytosteliaceae. The annotation marks the transcript as partial.
AUGAUUAGGGCAUCUUUAACAUCACUAAUAAUGAAUAGAAGAACAAUUGAAUUGAAGGAUAUUCCAACUUGGUCUCAACAGUUGGCAAAGAUUCCAAAGACAACAUCACAGAGUCGACCACAAGGAUCUGCUCCACACUUUGUGGUCACUCCAAAUGCUUCAUUGAACGACAAGGUAUCACUCUUCCAAGGAGAUAUUACUAGUUUGGCUGUGGACGCCAUUCAGAAUGCUGCCAACUCAAGUCUAUUGGGUGGAGGUGGAGUUGACGGUGCAAUUCAUAGAGCAGCUGGAAGAGACCUCUACAAUGAGUGUAAGAAACUGAAUGGUUGUGACACUGGUCAAUCAAAGAUUACCAAGGGAUACAAACUCCCAUCCAAGCACAUUAUACAUACAGUUGGUCCAAUGAACUCUGAUCCUAAUGAUCUAAGGUCAUGCUAUCACACAACACUUGGUCAUAUGGAUACAAGCUCUUUAAGAUCCCUGGCACUAUGUUGUGUGGCAACAGGCGUCUAUGGAUUCCCACUAGUGGAGGCAGCUCAUAUUGCAAUUGGAACAGUCAGACAAUGGUUGGAGAGAACUCCUGCCGACAGAGUGGACCGUAUAGUGUUUUGUGUCUUUACAGAUACCGAUAAGACUAUAUACACCAAUUUGCUACAAUCCUAUUUCCCUGCAAUGAAUGUACAACAGGGAGUCACCCAGGCUGUUGUGGCAACAGCAACAACAACAGUUGUCACCGCGACUGUUCCAACCUCAAACACUACGGAGGUCAUUCCUCCAUCUACUUCAAGCAAAGAUCAAGCACAAUCAACAACAACGACAACUACUACUGCAACAACGGCAACGGAAACAAACACAACAUCUGACAAAACAGUUGCAACGACCAAUACCUCAGUCUCUAAUCUGGAUUCCUGCACAUUAUGUUCAAGUUGCGAAUGUUGUGAAUGCUGUGAAUGUUGUUCUCCCUGUGAAUGUUGCUCCUGCUGCUCUUGUUCCUGCGAUUGUCCAUUG